Messenger RNA from Bursaphelenchus xylophilus (pine wood nematode), 3269 nucleotides. Lineage: Eukaryota; Metazoa; Nematoda; Chromadorea; Rhabditida; Aphelenchoididae. The record is from the annotation of a GenBank genome assembly.
AUGAACGAUAUUUAUGAACUGAAACCCCCGUUUUACGUUUUUGUAGCCAUUCUCUAUCCUAGGGCGCAGGCUCCCAGAAAAAAUUCAGAAAACUUCAAGGUUUGCUUGCAAAUCGGCUGGCGUUUUGUUACAUUUAUUUGUAAAUUUGUAAAUAGCCCUGUCAACUCCUGGAAAACCCGCAGAAACCCCGGAUAUCUCUCGACCAAUGUUGAGCAUCGAAUUUACAUUCUCAAGAUUUUGAACUUCUUUUUGAAAUUUGCAUAAUCAAAGUUUGGAAUCGUGGGAGCUUCGAAUUUUCAGAGCUCCCAGAGAGCGGCCACACAUCUCAACCUAGAAUAAAAAUGACCCCCAAAUGAGCAAAAAUUCGAUUUUUAUGCAAAUUUUCCGAUAAGAAGAUGGAAAUCUAAAUUGGUCCCUUCAUUCUUUUCACCGAGGGCGAAUUCGGUGCAUUCUACGAAUACGAGUACAAGGGGACGUCGUACUGGUACAAGUUGGAGGCAAACCUAGGUCCCAAAUACAAGCAACCGCUCGCCUGCGAGAGCGGCGUCUACCAGCUAUUGGAGCAAAUUCCGAAGCUCCCAGACAAACCGUAAGUUGAAUGGGGACCAAACAAAAUUUUGAGAAAUACAUGGUGGGCCACUAAAACCUUCCGUCCUCUUUUUUUAGAUUUCUCCGCUGAGACUCCGCCGAUUUUCAUGAAAUUUAGAUUUUUCUCGAGCUGAGAUGCGCCAUUUUCAACCGGUUGAAUUUGAAACAAAAUUAUCCUGAAUUGACCUUUCUAUGCCUUCCCAAAGUUUUUGAAAGUUAUUUUCGAGCCGAAACCGCUAAAACAUGGAAAAUUUUUGGAAUGAUUUUCAAUUGCCUUUCUCGGACUUGGAAAAUUUCUGGCUUUUUUGGUAAAAUCGUGGAGUAAAAAGUUUUGAGAUUUGUUUUUUACAACUAUAUUUUAACAUUAUUUGAGGUGAAACGCAGAUGAUUUCACCCUAAAACCCGAAAAAUUGACCAAGUUUUCAAAAUCAUUCCAAAAAUUUUCUAAGUUUUAGCGGUUUCGGCUCGAAAAUAAUUUUCAAAAACUUUGGAAAAGCAUAGAAAGGUCAAUUCAGGAUAUUUUUUUUUCAAAUUCAACCGAUUGAAAAUGGCGCAUCUCAGCUCCAGAAAAAUCUAAAUUUCAUGAAAAUCGGCGGAGUCUCCGCGGAGAAAUCUAAAAAAAAAUGACGGAAGGUUUUAGUGGCCCACCCUGUACAGUGAAGGGCCUGAUCCAAUGGCAAAAAACGUCCCAUUUUGCAUCCAGGAACGAACCAAAUUAUCUCCAAAUACCUCCCUUCUAUGCGCGCCCUUCAAAACGGAGUUUUUCAGCUUAUAGAAGGGAGGUAUUUGGAGACAAUUUGGUUCCUUCCUGGAUGCAAAAUGGGACGUUUUUUGCCAUUGGAUCAGGUCCCUCACUGGAAAAAAAUUGUAAAAAAACUUUUAAUCCGUUUGUUUCAGCGAUUUCUAGAUUGGCAGUAUGCUCAGCUGCUGUCAAUUCUCCGAAGGCGUCUACUGCAUGCGCGUCGAAAAGUAUGGCCCAAACGUCCGCGAUUUGCGAAAAGGACAACCAAGUACGGGAUUUGCCAUCGGUAAUCAAGGAAAGUGCCUUCUACGUCAAGAAAGACCGAGAUACGUAUCGGGUGAGUUGAGUUUGUAUUUUUGCUGGUUUAGUAUUAAAAUUUUUUUACUUUUUCACCUUUCGGGCCGGCGUUCUCGGAGGAUAGGUUACCCCUAACAAAUAGGUUACCCCUAACAAAUAGGUUACCCCACCGGAUAUGUUACCCCAAGUUUCGGGUAGGUAACCUCGGAGGAUAGGUUACCCCACGGAUAGGUUACCUCGGAGGAUAGGUUACCCCGAGGAUAGGUUACCUCGUAGGAUAGGUUACCCCGAGGAUAGGUUACCUCGGAGGAUAGGUUACCCCGAAGAUAGGUUACCUGAAAUUUUUUUUUAAAAUGUUUUCGCUUCGGGACUUGGAACAAAAGGAUGUUUUGUAAAAUUUGAAUAAAAUUUGAAAUGUUUUUGAGCUGACUGAGUAUGAACUGACUGAAUAUGAAAACUGGGUUUCUGUUACUUUACUACCUUUAGGGAUUCUUUUUGAAAUUUUUUCGACUUAUAACACUUAUAGACGUUAAUGGUGUUGUUUUGGUGCCUAGUACUGCUUAAAAAACACAUUUUUAACACUUGGUACUAAAUAGUACUACCUGGUACUAUUUAGUACGAGGUGCAAAUUUGGCCGUAAGGCGGUAAUGCCGUUGGUUUGGUGCUUAGUAGAACCCAAAAACACGUUUUAACACUUGGUACUGUAUAGUACCAACUGGUACUGUUUAGUGAGAAGUGAAAAUUUGGCCGUAAGGCAGUAAUGGUGAUGGUGUGGUGCUUAGUAGAGCCCAAAAACACGUGGUACUAUAUAGUACCAGGUGGCCAUUGGUUUUAGACAAAAUUUUAGUGCUGGCGGCACCAUAGUUAAUAGUCAGUCAGACACCCUUUUUCUACUCCCGAUGCGAAAAGAUUUCAAAAUUUUGUUGAAUUUUCCAAAAAAUUCUUUUUUUUCCCAGUCCCGAAGCGAAAACAUUUCAAAUUUUUUUCAAAUUUCACAAAAAAUCCUUUUUUUUCAAGUCCCGGAGCGAAAACAUUUCAAAUUUUAUUCAAAUUUCACAAAAAAUCCUUUUUUUCAAGUCCCGAAGCGAAAACAUUUCAAAUUUUAUUCAAAUUUCACAAAAAUUUUUCUUGCAGUUUGUCAUUACUGACCUCGGAUAUGCAAUCAGAAUCGGCUCGGAACGCUCGGCCUUCUACCCAAUCCCCGAAACGGCAACCACUCACAUCCACGCGAAGAAAGCGUUGAAGUCGGAGGACACGGAGAGCCUGCUCUUCAUGAUUCUGGGAAUGAUGGCUCCACUGCCUUGGGCGGGAAUCAAGAACAUUGAGGAGGUUAGGAAGAUCAAGUUGGAGUGUACCGAAGAAGACUCGAUUCCCGACGAGUUCAACACCAAAGACGCUGUGACUUUGUGUCACAUGAGGGGUCUCUACACGGACGACUUGGCGCUGGAAAACGUGGCCGAGAUGUUGAUCCUUUACUAUCUCGCGGUAUGUGGAAUUUAUUUUUUUACCUGCGAAUUGGUUUUUAAGCGCAUUUUAUAUUUUGAAAAACUUUCAGGUCGAACCAACCGACGACCUCCACCUUCCCGUCCGUUUUCCAAAUGCCGAGUUCAAGUUGGCGGGCACGUUCAAGUCGUAUGACUAG